Messenger RNA from Melanaphis sacchari, 777 nucleotides. RefSeq lists its product as uncharacterized. Gene Ontology annotation, molecular function: DNA binding. The coding region runs from base 1 to 777 and encodes 258 amino acids. Gene Ontology annotation, cellular component: nucleus; transcription regulator complex. Gene Ontology annotation, biological process: regulation of transcription by RNA polymerase II. The record is from RefSeq and is a predicted model, not a curated record. NCBI's taxonomy places the organism in Eukaryota, Metazoa, Arthropoda, Insecta, Hemiptera, Aphididae. The transcript is spliced from 3 exons.
AUGUCGAUCAAAAAAUUUUCAUUUUCCCCAACAGAGGACGAAAUUUUGAUUUCACUAGUGGAAAAUAAUAAAGUUAUUUUCGAUAGUGCCCAUAAAAAGCACAAAGAUAAUUUUUUUAAAGAUAAUAUUUGGAAAAAUAUAUCUGAAGAAGUAGGAAGAUCAUGCGUUGACUGUAAAAAACGCUGGAAAAAUAUUCGAGACACGUAUAUGAAGCAAAAGAAAAAACUUCCGACAGGAUCAGCAGCUCCAUAUAAAAAAAACAGAAGUACAAUGAAUUUAUCAUUUUUGGACACCGUCGAGUACGAAAGAAGUACUAUAACAAAUAUGGACAUAACUGAUACCGAUAUUUCAAAUGUAUCUACUACUGACGAUAUUAGACCUGAAGACGUCGAAGAAAAUUUACAAGACAACGAAGAACAAGAACAAACAGAGAAUACCAUGUCCGAUUUGCCAUCAACUUCAUAUGCAGGAAAAUGUAUUCGGUCAAAAGAAGAAAAGAUUUCUGUUAUUUUGGCCAAACGUUCAAAGGAUACGAAGGAUACAAUAUUAAGUAUCCAAGAACAAAAUAAAUUAUUGGCGACAAGUAUGAAAACACUAUGUGAAGAGGAUGAUGUUGAUAUGUUUUUCAAAAGUAUUGCUAUGACGGUUAAGAAAAUGUCACCGCAAGCGAUCAAAGAAGCUAAACUUAGGACACUAACUUUAAUCUCUGAGAUAGAUGACAAAUAUUCAACUCCUCAAACGGCUCAAACACUACCUUAUCAAGUACCAUCAAAUUAG